Molecule: messenger RNA, 1003 nt
Organism: Cercopithifilaria johnstoni
Lineage: Eukaryota; Metazoa; Nematoda; Chromadorea; Rhabditida; Onchocercidae
Source: the annotation of a GenBank genome assembly
CGGGAAAUCAACCAUUGUGCAAGAAUUUCUGAAAAAAUUGGUAAACGAUGGCGAGCUACAAACGAUGAAAAAAUUAGAAACGGAAUGGAAGGAUUACAAAACCUCUCUCGGAAAACAUUACAAUCAAAGUGAAAAUAACAUGAGAAUGGCAAUAUUUGAAAGUAACGAAUUAACGACAGAAAAGAUGAAUAGAGAGUAUGACGAAGGCUUAGUUUCUUAUAAAACCGCGUUGAAUGAUUUAUCUGAUUUGACAGAAAGUGAAUUCCUCGUGAUGAAUGGAAUUCAAUUGUCUAAUGAUACUGGAAGAAGGCACACACGACAAAUUCGUAAUUUUUACAAAUAUAAUAAAACCGAAAAAUUGCCGAGAACAGUUGAUUGGAGAAAAAGAGGAAGCGUCACACCGAUCAAAGCGCAAGGUGCAUGUGGCAGUUGUUAUGCAUUCGCCACAGUUGCGGCAUUGGAAGCCUAUCAUAAAAAGAAGACCGGAAGACUUAUCGAUUUAUCACCACAAAAUAUUGUCGAUUGUACAUGGAAAUACGGUAAUAACGGUUGCCGCUCUGGUUUUAUGGUUACGGGCUUUAGAUAUGCCAAAUCGUUUGGCAUUAUGGCAGAGUCAAAAUAUCCAUAUGUUUCCGUUGUCAGGAAUUGCAAAUGGCGACAAAAGUAUGCUAUUGCCAAAGAUAACGGUUAUUUUGAAAUAGAAGACGGCGACGAAUUGGCACUCAAGCAUGCUGUUGCUAAGCAUGGACCCGUAACUGUUGGAAUGUCCGGACAUCAACGUGGUUUCCUACUUUAUAAAUCCGGUAUCUAUAAAGACAGAAAUUGUGGUAGACCAAGUCAUGCAGUAUUGAUUGUCGGUUAUGGAAGCCAUAAGACUCUCGGAGACUACUGGAUUGUUAAAAAUAGCUGGGGAACUACCUGGGGAAAGAACGGAUAUGCUUAUGUAGCACGAAAUAAAGGGAAUAUGUGCCAUAUCGCUUCAAUGGCCUCAUUUCCUAUUUGA